This is a messenger RNA of Hibiscus syriacus, 624 nucleotides long. RefSeq lists its product as uncharacterized. NCBI's taxonomy places the organism in Eukaryota, Viridiplantae, Streptophyta, Magnoliopsida, Malvales, Malvaceae. The transcript has 5 exons. The record is from RefSeq and is a predicted model, not a curated record. Bases 106 to 579 code for a protein of 157 amino acids.
UCUCAUUCUUUAUAUUAAUUGUCGGCUAUAGGUUUUAUCGAUUCAUUUCUCUCUGUUUUUAUUUUGUUUCGAUUUCUUUUCCUCUUGGAUUUGUAAUCGAAGAAAAUGGCGCUAGUUUCUUUCGUCGGAAGGGUUCUUUUCGCUUCCGUGUUCAUCCUUUAUGCUUGGCAAGAGUUCAAUGAAUUUGGUGUUGAUGGAGGGCCAGCAGCUAUUGCACUCAAAUCAAAAUUCAACGUCUUCUCAAAAAGUUUGACAUCACAUACCGGGUUGGAAGUGCCGGAGUUUGAUAUUAAGUAUCUAGUUGCUGCUGCUGUAGCCUUCAAGGGUGUUGGGGGUCUCCUUUUUAUCUUUGGCAGCACUAUUGGAGCUUUUCUUCUGGCUCUGCAACAGGUCACUGUUACCCCUAUAUUGUAUGACUUCUACAACUAUGACACUGAAAAGAAAGAAUUCGGCCAACUCUUUUCAAAGUUCUCACAGAACUUGGCUCUGCUUGGGGCAUUACUCUUCUUCAUUGGGAUGAAGAACUCAUCGCCGAGAAGACAAUUGAAGAAAAAGGCUCCGAAAACCAAAACAGUUUGAUGGAGGAACAUCGGGUAAACCAAGGGUGUAUUGUUCGGUUUCACU